CCAGGGCCGGACCGCCGGAGGGGCCUGUAGAAAAAAUCUGAACCGCCGCAUAUUUCCAGGACUCUCUACUUUCUCUCUCCCCUUCAAAUUAAUUCCGUCGUCACUUUCCCUCUCUCUCCCAAUCUCUCCUCCCAUUUGUCCCCUUCUCUCCUUUUUCCUAUGAACUCUGAUCGAUCCUUCCAAAAGUAGGGCACACCACAAAACCUAAUCCCCACCUGAUACACCGAAACGAUGCCGCUUUUCGUCUCCGACGAGGACUUCUCCCGUCACGGCAACGACGCCGUUUGGGUGGCGGACAAGGCCGACGCCUAUAUUCGGGACCUGCAGAGGGAGCUAGAGACCGUCAAGGCCCAGAACGACGCUGCUUCCAUCACGGCCGAGCAGACCUGCUCCCUCCUCGAGCAGAAGUAUCUCUCCAUCUCCGAAGAAUUCUCCAAGCUCGAGUCUCGAUACGCCCAGCUUCAGUCCUCCCUCGACAGCCGCCUCUCUGAGGUCGCCGAGCUCCAGUCCCAGAAGCACCAGCUCCAUCUCCAAUCCAUUGGGAAGGAUGGGGAGAUAGAGAGGAUUAAGGCGGAGGUGUCGGAAUUGCACAAAUCGAAGAGGCAGUUGAUAGAGUUGGUGGAGCAGAAGGACUUGGAGAUUAGUGAAAAGAAUGCCACCAUCAAGUCUUAUAUCGACAGGAUUGUAUUAUCUUCUGACAAUGCCGCUCAAAGGGAGGCUCGUUUGAGCGAAGCCGAGGCAGAAUUAGCACGCACCAAGGCUGCAUCUACUCGUCUAUCACAGGAGAAAGAACUUAUUGAAAGGCAUAAUGUCUGGCUUAAUGACGAGUUAACAGAGAAAGUUGACAGUCUCAUUCGGCUUCGUAGAACGCAUGCUGAUGUUGAGGCAGAUUUGUCUUCUAAACUUGCAGAUGUUGAGAGACAAUUCAAUGAUUGCUCUAGCUCUUUAAAAUGGAACAAGCAAAGAGUGAGCGAAUUAGAAGCCAAGCUAACGUCUUUGCAGGAGGAGCUACACUCAUCUAAAGAUGCUACUGCAGCCAAUGAAGAGCGAUUAACUGCUGAACUCUCAACAUUAAAUAAGCUUGUUGAACUAUACAAAGAAAGUUCUGAGGAAUGGUCCAAAAAGGCAGGAGAGCUUGAAGGUGUGAUCAAGGCUUUGGAGACACAUUUGAAUCAAGUGAAAAAUGAUUACAAGGAAAAACUUGAAAGGGUAGAGUCUGCAAGAAAUCAAUUUGAGAAGGAAGCAGCAGAUCUGAAAGCGAAACUUGAAAAAUGUGAAGCAGAAAUCGAAGCUAGCAGGAAAUCAAAUGAGCUUAAUCUUCUUCCACUCAGUAGUUUUAGCACAGAAGCAUGGAUGAAUUCAUUUGAAUCCCCUGACAUUAUAGAGGCUGAUCGAGCAGUUGUCCCAAAGAUUCCUGCUGGUGUUUCAGGAACAGCAUUAGCAGCUUCACUUCUGCGGGAUGGCUGGAGUCUUGCAAAAAUGUAUGCGAAGUACCAAGAGGCUGUUGAUGCCUUUCGUCAUGAGCAGUUGGGAAGGAAGGAGUCUGAGGCAGUCUUGCAACGGGUUCUAUUUGAAUUGGAGGAGAAAGCGGAAGUCAUUUUAGAUGAAAGAGUUGAACAUGAGAGAAUGGUUGAGGCAUAUUUUUUGAUCAACCAGAAAUUGCAGAACUCGAUUUCUGAACAGGCAUACUUGGAGAAGACCAUCCAGGACUUAAAGGCUGAGGUAAGGAAGCAUGAGCGUGACUACACGUUUGCACAAAAAGAGAUUGCUGAUCUCCAGCGAGAGGUUACAAUCCUUCUGAAGGAAUGCCGUGAUAUACAGCUUUGUGGGAUAUCAUCUGGUCAUGAUAGUCAUGACUAUGGUACUGUUGCCGCUGUUGAGAUGAACACUGAAUCUGAUGCUGAGAGGGUCAUAUCUGAACAUCUUUUGACCUUCAAGGACAUAAAUGGACUAGUUGAUCAGAAUACGCAGCUCAGGAGCCUUGUUCGCAAUCUUUCUGACCGGCUUGAAAAUAGGGAAAUGGAGUUCAAGGAGAAUUUUGAAAUGGAGAUAAAGAAACACAAUGAUGAAGCUGCCUCUAGAGUUGCGGCAGUGUUACAAAGAGCUGAAGAGCAAGGGCGCAUGAUUGAAUCCCUUCACGCCUCUGUUGCAAUGUACAAAAGGCUAUAUGAAGAGGAGCAUAAACUUCAUUCGUCUGGUCCUCGUAUAGAAGAGGCUGCUCCAGAAGAAAGGAGAACUGACGUAAAGCUUCUCCUUGAGAGUUCUCAGGAAGCUACAAGAAAGGCCCAAGACCAGGCUGCAGAACGAGUGAAAUGUCUGGAGGAAGAUCUGGCAAAGACCAGGAGCGAGAUCAUAUCUUUGCGGUCAGAGCGUGACAAGUUGGCUUUGGAAGCAAAUUUUUCUCGAGAGAGACUUGAGAGCUUUAUGAAGGAAUUUGAGCAUCAGAGAAAUGAAACAAAUGGUGUUUUAGCAAGGAACAUUGAGUUCUCUCAGUUGAUAGUUGACUACCAACGAAAGCUGCGUGAAAGUUCUGAAUCUGUUCAAACUGCUGAGGAGCAUACUAGGAAGUUGACCAUGGAGGUGUCUGUUUUGAAGCAUGAAAAGGAAAUGUUGGAACAUGCUGAGAAGCGAGCUUGUGACGAAGUUCGUAGUUUGACGGAAAGGGUCCAUAGACUGCAGGCUAGCUUGGACACUAUUCAGAGUGCCGAGGAAAUUCGUGAGGAGGCAAGAGCUGCUGAGAGGAGAAGACAAGAAGAGUAUACGAAACAAAUAGAGAGGGAGUGGGCUGAUGUCAAGAAAGAUCUACAAGAAGAGCGAAACAAUGCCCGCACUCUCACACUUGACCGUGAGCAGUCCAUACAAAACGCCAUGAGACAAGUUGAAGAAAUGGGAAAAGAGUUGGCUAAUGCUUUGCAUGCUGUUGCAUCUGCUGAGACUAGAGCUGCUGUAGCUGAGGCUAAACUGACCGAUUUGGACAGAAGGAGUAAAUCCUCAGAUGUGAAGGUUGUUGAUGUCGAUGGUGGGAGUGUAUCUUCCUCCUUGACAAGUGAUGAGGCUUUGGUGGCAUUGCAUGCUGCAAAGGAAGAGAUUGAAAAAUUGAGAGAGGAAGUGCAAGCUAACAAGGAUCACAUGCUACAGUAUAAGAGCAUAGCUCAGGUAAACGAAGAUGCAUUGAGACAGAUGGAAUCUGCCCAUGAAAACUUCAAGAUUGAGGCUGAAAAACUGAAGAAAUCUCUUGAAACCGAUCUUCUUUCUCUAAGAGAGAGAGUAUCUGAACUUGAAUACGAGUGUAGUUUGAAGUCUCAAGAAGUUGCUUCAGCAGCUGCAGGGAAGGAAGAAGCUCUUUCUUCCGCUCUAUCAGAAAUUACAAGUCUAAAGGAAGAAACCUCAACUAAAACUUCCCAAAUUGUGUCACUGGAGAUUCAGAUAUCUGCUUUGAAAGAAGACUUGGAGAAAGAACAUCAGCGAUGGCGUUCUGCUCAGGCCAAUUAUGAAAGACAGGUUAUCCUCCAGUCGGAGACAAUACAGGAGUUGACUAAGACAUCGCAGGCUUUGGCUACGCUCCAGGAAGAAGCGUCAGAGUUGCGGAAAUUGGUUGACGUACUCAAAAGUGAAAAUAAUGAACUCAAGUCUAAGUGGGAAUUUGAGAAGGGAAUGUUAGAAGAAUCCAAAAAUGUUGCCGAGAAGAAGUACAAUGAAAUCAAUGAACAGAACAAAAUACUGCACAGUCAACUUGAGGCUUUGCACAUUCAACUGACUGAUAGAGAUCGUGGUUCAGUUGGAACUUCUGCAAGCAAUGCUCCAGAUACUUCUGGUGAUGCUGGUUUACAAAAUGUGAUAGGUUAUCUUCGACGGACAAAAGAAAUUGCAGAGACAGAGAUUUCCUUAUUGAAACAAGAAAAACUUCGAUUACAGUCACAACUUGAGAGUGCCCUCAAGGCUUCAGAAACAGCCAAGUCAUCACUUCAUGCUGAGCGCACGAAUUCAAGAUCAAUGUUCACGGAGGAGGAAAUGAAAUCCUUGCAACUACAGGUUAGAGAAAUUAACUUACUUCGUGAAAGCAAUAUCCAACUCAGAGAAGAAAACAAGCACAAUUUUGAGGAAUGCCAGAAAUUGCGUGAAAUAUCACAAAAAGCUAAUGCUGAGACGGAGAACCUAGAGAGAUUGCUACAGGAGAGACAGAUUGAGUUGGAAGCCUGUAAGAAAGAAAUUGAAAUGCGAAAGUCAGAGAAAGAACACUCAGAACAGAGGGUUCGUGAGCUACUUGAAAGAUAUAGAAACAUUGAUGUUCAAGAUUAUGAUCGCACAAAGGAGGAUGUUCGUCAGUUGCAGAAAAAAUUGGAGGAGAAGGAUUCUCAAAUAGUAGAAGUCAGGAAACUUCUUUCAGAAAAGUUGGAGACUGUAUCACGUCUGGAGCAAGAUAUUGCUAACUCCAAAUUGGAACUGACUCAGAUGGAGAAGAGAAUGAGUGACGCUUUGCAAGUUGAGGCAAGUCUAAAAUCAGAUAUCGAGAAGCAAAGGAAGAUCACUGCUCAGUAUAAGAGGAGGCUUGAAAUGUUCUCAAGAGAAAAAGAGACCCUUUCAAAAGAAAAGGAGACACUAUCAAAGGAAAGGGAGGAACUGAGCAAGGAGAAUCAAGCUCUUUCUAGACAGCUGGAGGAACUCAAAUUAGCGAAACGAGCAUCAGGGGAUACUACCGGGGAGCAGGCAAUUAGGGAAGAGAAAGACCAGAAAAUUCAGCUUCUGGAAAAGCAUUUGGAGAGGCAGAGAGAGGAGCUGAGAAAGGAGAGGGACGAAAAUCGUAUGGAGAAAGCAACGCGCAGGAAGAUGGAGAAGGCUGUAACGGAUUCCUAUACUAAUGUUGACCAGGACAAGAAGAAGUUCAUGAAUGAACUCGAGAAGCAUAAGCAGGCUCUGAAGCAGCUUUCAGAAGAGCUUGAAAAGCUAAAACAUGCAAAAGACAGUCUCCCUGAGGGCACCUCAGUUGUUCAACAACUAUCAGGAACCAUACUGGAUGGUCUUGCUGCUGCCUACAGCUUAGCUGUCGAAAAUUUUGAAAAGACAGCACAUUCAGUUCACAAUGAGUUUGGAGCUCACGGUGUUCUGGCAAACACUCCUCCAGUUGCAGAUACUUCAUUAGUGGCUACCUCUGGUACUGCUCAAGCACCCACUGUUGUGCCUUCAAUGAGUCCUGUGAAGAGCUUAGUAUCCAAAGCGACUGAAGAAAGCACAAAGAGAACCACUUUGCCCAAAACCAAUGUUGAAACUCGCAAACCAGGAAGGAGAUUGGUUAGGCCCCGUCUUGUAAGACCUGAAGAACCACAAGGUGAUGUAGAGAUGUCAGAGAUGGAAGGGACCCGCAAUGGGGGCAAACAAGCGCCAUCGAAUGAAAUGGAAGUUCAAGGAAAUGCUACUUUGACACAACCGCUGCUUCGGAAACGUCUGGCUUCUUCAUCUACUUCUGAGUCCCGUGAGGAAACAAAUAAUCAAGGGGAAAUUUGUCCUGAUGUGGCAGCACCUGUGUCAAAGAAGUCCAAAGGUUCAGAUUCUCCACAGGGGAGUGAAGGGCAGCCAUCUACUAUUUCGGAGAAUCUUGGGAGUGUUCCAGUCAAAGAUGAACCUUUAGACGUCGCUGUUGAUUUGCCGCAAGGUUCAAAUGAGGAAGCUGCUGUUGAUGCUGAGAAAGAAGAAACUGAGACUGCUGGGGAGAAGGUUGAAGAGCCAAAUGAAGGACAGUUUGAUGGUUCGAGUCAAGUUGAAUCACAACCUGAGAAGGAUAGUGAUUUAGUGGAGAAUGUGGAUGGGUCAGAUGGAAAAGAUAUGCCAUCACACGAUGGAGCCAAAGAUCAGGUUGAGAUGGAGCAACAGUCCAGUGAUUUUGGAGGAGAACGAGAAGAGGGAGAGCUGGUCCCUGAUAUUUCUGAGCUUGAAGGUGGUGAUACGAUGGCCAGUCCUGAAAUAGGGGAAGUUCAACCUGAACCUGUAACAACUCCCGAGGCUUCCCCAGCUAGGGGCGAUGAUUAUGGUGUUGCUGCUGGUUCUGUUGUGGAUAUUGGUGAGGUCAAUUCUCCAGAGAUUCUUAAUGAUGAGAAAAAUGAUGACAUGGAUGCAACUGAAGAAACCGCUGAUGGUUCCGAUAAGUCAAUUGAUGGUAAUGACCAAACUGCGAUGGAGACUGAUCAGGCUGCUGAAGCUACCUCAGUAAUCGUGGAUACCACUUCAACAGGUGCCGAAGCUACCUCAGUAAUCGUGGAUACCACUUCAACAGGUACCACAUCGGAAGUUAGCAUUUCAAAACAAACUAGUCCCAGUCUUGCGGCAGAAGAGGUGAGACAGGUGUCUCCAGUGACUAAUCCGUCAACUACCAUAAAUAUAACAGAACGAGCCGUGGUGAAUGCACGCCGAAGACAACAGGCAAGAGGGCUUUCAACAUCACCAAGCCCAGGUCGUGGUGGACCAGCUGGAAGACAAGGUGGGAGACCUGGACGCGGACGCGGACGUGGACGAUCUCGUGGGUCAACAUCUGGCGAUCAAGUGUGAGACCAAAAUUCAUAAGAAAUUUACGCUUUAUCCCCCAUACUGCCAUUGAAAGGGCACAAAUUUUUUCGAUGUUCGAAAAUCGGAUAUGGAUUUUGGAAAGAUGUUAGUUGGAGGAUAAGUGUUUUGAUGUUCAGUGAGUAGUAUGUAAAUCCAUUUUUGCUUCCUCGACGAUGGAGCACCUGCCUAAUGUUUUGCAUAGUGUACUUUCUUGUUGCGGGAAGGACACGAACACGACCUGUUUCGCUCGUUAUAUUAUUAACGUUUACCAAGUUUCAUUUGGACUAUCA
This is a messenger RNA of Pyrus x bretschneideri (Chinese white pear), 6827 nucleotides long. Its product is annotated as nuclear-pore anchor. Gene Ontology annotation, cellular component: nuclear pore. Lineage: Eukaryota; Viridiplantae; Streptophyta; Magnoliopsida; Rosales; Rosaceae. Gene Ontology annotation, biological process: protein import into nucleus; mRNA export from nucleus. The record is from RefSeq and is a predicted model, not a curated record. The coding region runs from base 232 to 6540 and encodes 2102 amino acids. Gene Ontology annotation, molecular function: structural constituent of nuclear pore. The transcript has 47 exons.